Cotesia glomerata is the source of this 1159-nucleotide messenger RNA. RefSeq names its product tyrosine-protein phosphatase non-receptor type 9-like. The transcript has a single exon. Bases 83 to 1027 code for a protein of 314 amino acids. NCBI's taxonomy places the organism in Eukaryota, Metazoa, Arthropoda, Insecta, Hymenoptera, Braconidae. Gene Ontology annotation, biological process: protein dephosphorylation. The record is from RefSeq and is a predicted model, not a curated record. Gene Ontology annotation, molecular function: protein tyrosine phosphatase activity.
AGUUUGAAAAUAAUUACAAAAGUAUGUCGUUAGUUACUCUGGAGCUUUUAAUGGGAGCAGACGGCUUAUUUAUAUUUAAAAUAUGCAUCUUAACAUAAUAUCUACUCCAAAGUUUGUUCCAAUAAGUCUCAAGGAAUUUAAACGACGUGCACAAGAAUCUGAUUUCUUGGAAGCCAUCCAAUUAGAGCAUUAUCAGAUCGUAGCACAGUCGCAUUUUGGGUCUUUUGAACAUUUUUCAAAACAAGAAAAUUGUAGCAAAAAUCGCUACGAUGACAUCCUUUGCUGGGACAAAACCCGUGUGAAGAUAACUCCCAAAAAAGAAGAUACCGACUACAUCCACGCCAACUAUGUGGACUCUUUUGAAAUUCCGAAGAAGUACAUCGCGACACAAGGGCCGCUUGAAGAAACUGUUGACCAGUUUUGGCAGCUAAUUUGGGAGCAAAAUUCUCGCAUUAUUGUGAUGCUGACGAAACUUCAAGAUGGUUGGAAAGAAAAUUGUGCUCCGUAUUGGCACCCUUAUGACGACAAAUAUCGAAUUUUUCAAGCUGGUGAGAUUUCGAUCAGAACUGUGAGUGAAACAAAUGGUUCGGGAUACGUCCAAACAACUUUUGAUGUUUCUAAUUGCAUCACCGGAGAAAGUAAACUGAUCAAGCAUUACAUGUACGAGGACUGGCCAGACAAUGGAGUACCUGCAACCUGGAAAUCGUUUAUGCGCCUGUAUUGUGAUAUAAAAGAGGAACGAGAGAGGCUUCUAGCGAAAAUUCAGGAUGGACCGGCGCUUGGACCUAUCAUCGUUCAUUGCAGUGCUGGAGUUGGGAGGACCGGGGUUUUCUGUGCUGUAGACUCGUGUCUCAAUCAAUUACUGACAACUAAGACAAUUUCAGUUCCUGAAACUGUACUGAAAAUUCGCCAACAACGCUAUCUAAGUGUUCUGGCUACGGAACAAUAUGCUUUUAUUUAUAGAAUACUAUACGAAUUUGUAAAAUUAUUUGAAACAUAUUUAUUGCAAGGAAUUUCAUGCGCGUAGGUUAAUUUACUGUUUAUAUGUUAGUUAAAGAAUUAAUUAGUUAUAAGUUGUAUUGUGUAGUAUUUAAGAAUUUUAUGUUUACAAACAGUUUAAAUAAAGCUUUAUAAGACUAAAAGCCUUGUCUACUUUCCA